AUGCCGGCAACGCACAGUCCCCCUGAUCGCGAGUGGUGGAAGGAGGCUGUCGUUUAUCAGAUAUACCCAGCCAGCUUCCUGGACUCUGAUGGAGAUGGUCUAGGUGAUCUCCCUGGCAUUAUCUCGAAGCUGGACUACAUCAAGUCGGUCGGGGCCGACACCAUUUGGCUUUCACCCAUCUUCAAGAGCCCUCAGAAUGACAUGGGCUACGAUAUCUCAGAUUACAGGGAAAUUCACCAACCCUAUGGCUCGAUCAAAGAUGCGGAGACAUUGAUCCAAGGUUGCCACGAGAGGGGUAUUAAAGUUCUCCUCGACUUGGUUGUCAACCACACCAGUGGCGAGCACGAAUGGUUCCGCGAAUCUAGAUCAUCUCGAACAUCCCCCAAGAGAGACUACUACUUCUGGAGAGAUCCUAAGUUCGACUCGGAUGGAAAUCGGAAACCACCCAACAACUGGGCCUCCCUGUUCGGCGGCAGUGCCUGGACCUGGGACGAGCACACAGGGCAAUACUACCUUUCGCUCUUCCUGCCCUCCCAGCCGGACCUCAACUGGGCUAACGAGGACAUGCGCCGCGCCACGUACGCAGACAUGGAGUUUUGGCUGGAGAAGGGCGCCGAUGGUUUCCGAAUCGACUCCAUGAACCUCAUGUCGAAACAUCCCGACCUCCCCGACGCCCCAGUCGCGUUCCCGGACAGGGAGUACCAGCCCGGAGCGCUGUACUAUGCCAGCGGCCCGCGCAUGCACGAGUACAUCCGCGAGAUGCGGGAGAAGGUGUUCGACAAGUAUAACUGCAUGACGGUCGGGGAGCUGGGCUUCACCAAGGACGAAGCCAGCGUGGCCUCGUACGUAGCUAGGGACAGGCACGAGCUGAACAUGCUGUUUACAGGCGACAUCGUCGACAUGGACUUUGGGCCGAACCACAAGUACGAGCGCGACGACUUCCGUCUUUCGAAGCUCAAGCAUAUUGUUGGUAUGUGGCAAAAGGCGAUGAUUAGGUGUGAUGGGUGGAACGCGAUUUAUAUGGACAACCACGACUCUGGCCGCUCGCUUUCACGGUACGCGUCCGACUUGCCCCAACACAGAAAGACUGCGGCGAAGAUGCUGGCGACGCACCUCGGCACUUUGUGCGGCACGCUGUUCCUUCUCCAGGGGCAGGAGAUCGGCAUGGCGAACGCGCCCGAGUCGUGGACCGUCGACGACUACAUCGAUGUCGAGGGGAAGAACUACUACGACAGUGUGCGACAGAAGCGCGGCCUAGACGCGGAUAUGAGCGACGUAAUGAGGGAGAUGAGGCUAAAGGCGAGAGACCACGGAAGACUGCCCAUGCAGUGGACGGCAGAGAAGCAUGGUGGGUUUACCAAGGGCUCCAAGCCGUGGAUGCGCGUCAACGACGACUUCGACGAGUGGAAUGUUGAGCAACAAGAACAUGACGAGGACAGUGUAUUGGCAUACUGGAGACAGUUGCUGGACAUGCGGCGUCAGGAGAAGGAUGUGUUUGUUUACGGUCGGUUCGACACGGUUGAUCAGUUUGACGACAGCGAGGAUGUAUACGUAUAUACCAUGACGAGCUAUGAUGGGAGGACAGCGGUGGUCUUGCUCAACUUUUCCAAUCGAGAGCAGGUGUUGAAGUUGGGACCUGGCUUUGAUGGAUGGAAAAGGUUGCUUGGGAGCACCUCGAAGAGCAUCAACAGAGAUGGUGUCAGUCUAAGACCAUACGAGGGUACAGUUUAUGCCAACUGGUAG
Colletotrichum chrysophilum is the source of this 1743-nucleotide messenger RNA. RefSeq lists its product as uncharacterized. The coding region runs from base 1 to 1743 and encodes 580 amino acids. Gene Ontology annotation, molecular function: alpha-amylase activity. Gene Ontology annotation, biological process: oligosaccharide catabolic process. The transcript has a single exon. The record is from RefSeq and is a predicted model, not a curated record. Lineage: Eukaryota; Fungi; Ascomycota; Sordariomycetes; Glomerellales; Glomerellaceae.